Molecule: messenger RNA, 651 nt
Organism: Coccidioides posadasii C735 delta SOWgp
Lineage: Eukaryota; Fungi; Ascomycota; Eurotiomycetes; Onygenales; Onygenaceae
Biological process (GO): protein import into nucleus
Cellular component (GO): nucleus
Molecular function (GO): small GTPase binding; guanyl-nucleotide exchange factor activity
Source: RefSeq, a predicted model, not a curated record
AUGGAAUUAGACAAGGAGCCUACGCAAGGAUAUAACUCAACUCUGUUGUACGGGGGUGCGAUGUCGGUAGAACUACCCAAAGGAUGGAAAAAUAUGAGCAACGUGAGGCCGAUUCCCGACAACCAAGAAGUCUUUGCUUCUGGCACGGGCUACGAUAUGAGCGUAAUUGUCGAACUCCUCGAACGCGUAGAGUCAGAUUCCGAAGCUAUGCAUGCAGCAGUGUUCAAGAUACCGCCUGGAGCGUCUACGGAAGACGUGGAUGCGCUGGCACUUCUCGCCCACAUUCACGACAUCUGCGACGCCAACAGGGAUCAAUUUGAAGUUGUAGACGGGCCAAAGUCAUCGCAUCCUACUGGCCGCACUCAGGAGGGCCCUACGUAUGUCUGCGAAGUGAAUAUUCUGUCGCAUUCGACCCGAAUUAAUCACUCCAAUGCGUUGCGAGAGCCUGAUCAAGUUACAAAAUGCUACACGUUUAUGGUUCGAUUGGUGCAGCAAGGCACGGAUAUGCUCGUUCAUGUCAAUCUUCCGAUCACCCUGCUCAAAUAUAACUCAGACCCAAGCGCUGUUCCUGACGCAGAACGUCAAGCGAAGGAUAUACUCGAGCACCUUAUGAAUACUCUGAACUUUAUCGAUUUCUCGAUGUUUGGCUAA